Epithele typhae is the source of this 849-nucleotide messenger RNA. RefSeq names its product cytochrome P450. The record is from RefSeq and is a predicted model, not a curated record. The coding region runs from base 1 to 849 and encodes 282 amino acids. The transcript is spliced from 8 exons. NCBI's taxonomy places the organism in Eukaryota, Fungi, Basidiomycota, Agaricomycetes, Polyporales, Epitheliaceae. Gene Ontology annotation, molecular function: oxidoreductase activity, acting on paired donors, with incorporation or reduction of molecular oxygen; heme binding; iron ion binding.
AUGGCGGCUUCUGAGGAAGAUAGGCUUCCUGAGGAGGAGUUGGUGGCGCAGAUAGCGACGUUCAUCGUGGCAGGUGUGGACACAACAUCGAACGCUCUCGCUCGCACGCUUGAUAUUCUGUCAGUUCGCCCGGAGACCCAAGAGCGGCUCCGGCACGAGGUGCUUGAGGCUCGCGAACAGUAUGGGCAGGAGAUCCCGUACAACGAGCUGAGCGCGUUGCCCUACCUGGAUGCGGUCUGUCGCGAGACAAUGCGUCUGCACCCUUCGGUCACGUUCACACAGCGAGCAGCCAAACAAGAUACCGUCCUCCCGCUCAGCGUGCCUGUGAACGGCAUCGACCACAUUGCAGUGCCGAAGGGCGUGGAGGUCCUCACGAACAUCGCCGCGUGCAACACGAACAAAGCGCUCUGGGGUGACGACGCGUACGAGUGGAACCCAGACCGGUGGUUGCGUCCGCUCCCAGCCGCGGUCGAGGAAGCGCGCAUUCCCGGGAUCUACGCGAACUCAUUCUCGUUCGGCGGCGGAGGGUACUCGUGCAUCGGGUUCAAAUUCUCGCAGCUCGAGAUGAAGGUUGUCCUGUCGUCGCUCAUCGCUUCUUUCCGCUUCGAACGCAGCUCGAAGGGGUUCGUUUGGAAUCUCGCGGGCGUGGCCUUCCCUACUGCGGGCUUCGGCGACAAGGACCCAGAGAUGUUUCUCAAGGUUGUUAUGGCCUGCUCCGCCUGUCUGCUUUAUAUACCGUUCCCGCACCUACUGUGUCGCUACGCGAUUGCCUCCUGGCUCCUCCCCGUCGCCUCUCCUUCCCGUCUCCCCGCUACCGCGAGCCUCUCCGAGGUCAAGCGCGUCCUCUAA